AUGCUAUUGUUAGCUCGAAACCACUCUCUCUCAAAGCUAAAACCCCUCCUUUCUCUCUCUCUGAUUUCCCAUUCUUUCACAACCCAAACCCCAUAUUCUCAUUUCACUUCAAUCCCAAAACCCCAUUUCCAAAACCCCACAAAUUCUCAACCUUUACCAUUCUCAACCAUCUUCUUCAAACCCUUCUCUUCAUCUAAAUCGUUACCCUUGAACCGUGAAGGGAAUUACGAUGAAGCCACUACCCAAGCUCACCUCGUCUGCCCUGGUUGUGGCGUUCACAUGCAGGACUCCGACCCUAAAAACCCUGGCUUCUUCCUCAAACCCUCGAAAAAGGAUCCAAGGACUUAUCGAUUGGGUGCCCAUCUAGAGCAUGUUGCGCACGAGCCAGAAUUCAACAAUUCCCUCAAAAGGGGUCUCAUAAUCGACCCCGAAAACUUGAGCUCUGAAUCCAAUUUGGUCGAACUCAAGCCGGAGAAACCGGUGGUCUGUGCACGGUGCCACUCUCUGAGGCAUUACGGUAAAGUGAAGGAUCCAACGGUGGAGAACUUGCUUCCCGAUUUUGAUUUUGAUCAUACGGUUGGGAGGAAGUUGGCAUUAGCCUCUGGGACCCGAUCAGUGGUGCUAAUGGUGGUGGACGCUGCAGACUUUGAUGGGUCGUUUCCCAAAAAGGUUGCCAAGUUGGUUUCGGAUACAAUCGAGGAGCAUUCAGCAGCUUGGAAACAGGGAAAGUCAGGGAAUGUGCCAAGAGUGGUGCUUGUGGUAACAAAGAUUGAUCUUUUGCCAAGUUCAUUGUCACCAACAAGGUUAGAGCAUUGGGUUAGGACAAGAGCAAGGGAGGGCGGAGCCAAUAAGUUAACGAGUGUACAUUUGGUGAGUGCUGUUAGGGAUUGGGGGUUGAAAAAUCUUGUUGAUGAUGUUGUUAGCUUGGCAGGACCAAGAGGGAAUGUGUGGGCAAUAGGCGCACAGAAUGCAGGGAAGAGUACGUUGAUAAAUGCAAUUGGGAAGCAUGUUGGUGGGAAGAUUACGCAUCUGACAGAAGCGCCCGUGCCCGGAACAACAUUGGGAAUUGUUAGAGUGGAAGGUGUACUUCCUGGUCAUACCAAGUUGUUUGAUACGCCGGGGCUUUUGAAUCCUCAUCAGAUUACAACCAGAUUGACAAGAGAAGAACAGAGUCUUGUAAACAUUAGCAAGGAAUUGAAACCAAGGACAUACAGGAUCAAGGAUGGUUAUUCAGUUCAUAUUGCUGGGCUUAUGAGGCUGGAUAUAGAAGAAUCAUCAGUAGAUACUGUUUAUGUUACAGCAUGGGCAUCUCCUUAUCUUCCAUUACACAUGGGAAAAACCGAAAAUGCAUGCACAAUGGUAGAGGAACAUUUUGGUCGUCAAUUACAGCCACCAAUUGGAGAGACUAGAGUCAAGGAGCUUGGGAGGUGGGUGAGAAAGGAAUUUCACAUCAGUGGAAACAGUUGGGAUUCAAGUUCGGUGGAUAUUGCUGCUGCAGGUCUUGGUUGGUUUGCUGUUGGACUUAAAGGAGAGGCAGUUUUGAGUGUUUGGACGUAUGAUGGUAUUGACGUUGUUCUUCGCAAUGCAUUGCUUCCUAAUAGAUCAUACGUUUUUGAAGUUGCUGGUUUUACAGUCUCUAAAAUUGUCUCUAAGGCUGACCAAGCUUCAAAUAAGCCACACCACCGAAGUGAGAAGAAGAGGAAACAAAGUGACCAAAAGGAAUCUGUUGCUUGCUGA
Molecule: messenger RNA, 1737 nt
Organism: Prunus armeniaca (apricot)
Lineage: Eukaryota; Viridiplantae; Streptophyta; Magnoliopsida; Rosales; Rosaceae
Source: the annotation of a GenBank genome assembly